Erpetoichthys calabaricus (reedfish) is the source of this 2301-nucleotide messenger RNA. It is a transcript of the gene marchf9, whose product is annotated as membrane-associated ring finger (C3HC4) 9. Gene Ontology annotation, biological process: protein ubiquitination. Bases 1047 to 2060 code for a protein of 337 amino acids. The record is from RefSeq and is a predicted model, not a curated record. NCBI's taxonomy places the organism in Eukaryota, Metazoa, Chordata, Cladistia, Polypteriformes, Polypteridae. Gene Ontology annotation, molecular function: ubiquitin-protein transferase activity; zinc ion binding. The transcript is spliced from 4 exons.
GAGGCGCGCUCGGUAGGCGAGGCCUGCAGCACAGCACAGCACAGCACAGCACAGCUCGCAUUUCCCGGUCGCUCCGGCACGUGUGCGCACGUCAGCCGCUUCAGCACCACGGACAGCGGAUGCGCAGCGCAGCGCAGCGCAGCCGAACUGCCUGCCUGCCUGCCUGCCUCCCUCCUCGCCGUUGUGGAUGUUGCACCGAGCGCGGUAUACCGGAAGAAGAAGCCAUAUUCGUCUGAACCCAAAGUCAUCCAUUUCAGCGGUGGCUGUCUCUUUUGUGGGCUCCGGACUCGGCGCGCAUCCCUGAUGAGUAGCGUCGCUCCGCUUCUUUUUUUUUUUUUUUUUUGGGGCGUUUCGUCCGGCUGUCGUCGCAAGGAGCAGAGGAUGAUGACGAGAUGAUGCACUCUCACGCGCCGCUUUUCUGCUCCUUUUCGCCGCCCCGAUGCGAUCUGAUUUAAAAUGCAAUCGCGCUGGAUCUUGAACUCGGGCUACACGCCGAACGGGGGCCACUGGGCCGAGAACAGCGGAGAAUGCACGCGCCCGUGAUGCGCUGACGGUUUGGACUGCGUCGAAUUCGCCGCUGCGUUCUUUUGCACACCCAUGUGGAUAUGAGCCUGGAAUUCCCAGUCGCGGCACCGGAGACGUGCUAUUGAUAACGGCUCUUUUUUUUAUCUUCCUCCUUCCCCCCCUUAUCUCCUACCCCCCACCCCCCCCCUCCCAGCACCCCGCUCGGAUCUGCGGAUUAUCCCCCCAGCAGAGCCCCCUUUAUCGCGCCUUAUCCUCUCUUUACGUGCGUGCGGUGACAGAGUCGCCGUCUUUUUUUUUUUUUUUUUUUUUUGCACUUUUGCGCAAGUGGCCCUAUUGUGCAGCCGUGGCCCUGGCAUUUUGCACACGCCGAUGUGCCGGGGGGACUCGCUCGAGUAGCGGGGCUUUUUAUUUUUCGCGUCUUCUGAUGCGCCCGGGGCAUCCGCUGCUCCUGCCAUCCCUCUCGUGAUUUUUUUUAAAAUUUUUUUUUUAUUGUCACUCCACUUCGGAUUGUCGCGUUAACGAUGUUCAAGUAUCGGAUCCGCAUGUUUUUUAACGAGCUCAAGGUCCUGGUUUUGAUGCGCUCUGGCUCGAGGCAGGCCGACCCCGACACGGACACUGACCGGCGGAGCGCCAUGCGAGGAACGAGCGGAUGCGGCUGGCCGCCUUUCAGCGACUGCUCGUCCCGGGACGACGAUGAGGAGUACUACGGCCGCGAGCCUCGCCCGAGGAGCCUGGCAUUCGAGGAGCGGGACACCAAAGUGCAGGUCGGACUGGACGGGGUGUCACUGGGCAGCAGUCCGGAGAGUGGCAUGCGGACCCCGCAGUGUCGGAUCUGCUUCCAGGGUCCUGAGCAGGGGGAGCUCCUGAGCCCAUGCCGAUGUGACGGUUCUGUUCGCUGCACACACCAGCCCUGCCUGAUCCGGUGGAUAAGUGAGAGGGGCUCCUGGAGCUGUGAGCUCUGCUACUUCAAGUACCAGGUCCUGGCCAUCAGCACCAAGAACCCCCUUCAGUGGCAGGCCAUCUCCUUGACGGUGAUUGAGAAGGUGCAAAUCGCCGCAAUAAUCCUGGGUUCCCUGUUUCUCAUUGCUAGCAUCUCCUGGCUCAUCUGGUCCUCACUGAGCCCGUCGGCAAAGUGGCAGCGCCAGGACCUGCUCUUUCAGAUCUGCUAUGGAAUGUAUGGCUUCAUGGACAUUGUCUGUAUAGGUCUCAUCAUCCACGAAGGCUCCUCAGUCUACCGGAUUUUUAAACGCUGGCAGGCAGUCAACCAGCAGUGGAAGGUACUGAACUAUGAAAAGGCCAAGGACCUGGGGGAGGCCCUGAGUGGCUCUAAUAAGGCAGCUGGGGGUCGCGGUUCACGGAGCGGACACCCCUCGGCCAACGACAGGAGCGGCCGACGAGGACAGCGUGUUAGGACUAUUCUCAACCACCACUGUGGCUACACGAUCCUGCACAUCCUGAGCCACCUGCGGCCCAGCGAGCACCGGCUGAGCGGCAGCUCCAACCGCGAGGUGGUCAUGCGGGUGACGACGGUAUGAGGACUGAGCCAGCAGCAGGGACUGGACUCGGUGGGGAGCGGGCCCCACGCCUCCGAGCCGCCUUCUAGAGUAUUGCUCUUUGGUUUAUUUUUUAAAUAAAGCAUCCAAAAGCAGAGGCAAGGGGAAGGUGUCUUGAGUUGAGGAGUGGACCAUGGCAGACCCAGCGACAGCUGAUGGGCACGGGUAUGUCCUCCUCUUCCUCUCUGCCUGGCGAUCUUCUCUUCUUGGUUUUGGGGAAAAA